Messenger RNA from Cryptotermes secundus, 3356 nucleotides. RefSeq names its product UDP-glucuronosyltransferase 2B37. NCBI's taxonomy places the organism in Eukaryota, Metazoa, Arthropoda, Insecta, Blattodea, Kalotermitidae. The transcript is spliced from 5 exons. The coding region runs from base 581 to 2131 and encodes 516 amino acids. The record is from RefSeq and is a predicted model, not a curated record. Gene Ontology annotation, molecular function: UDP-glycosyltransferase activity.
GGGAAAUCGAAGUACUUGGAGAAAAUCUAUCCAAGUUCCACAUUGUGUCCACCACAAAUCCCACAUGACGAGGCCCGGGAAGCUAGACCCUUGGGGGUCACGCAGAAAGUUAACCACUUAAGACCAAGCUAAUUCAGCGACAGUUAACAAGAACAUAUAAAAUAACUGAAGCGCCAUCUGUGGAAUAAAACCUCAUGGAAAGCCACGAAGUGAAGUAAAAAAUGUAGCAUCUUAGUUUCUUAUUAAAUUCUUUGUUGGGCUGUCAAGCCGCUUCUCUGAAGAAUUCAUUUCAUAGGGUAGAGCAGCUCUCUGUUGUGGGACAUAACGCUGUGCAGUUCGCUGAGAGUUGAUGUCUAAACUAUGUCACAGAAGAUAGUUAUCCUUGGAACCACCGCUGUGAUCCUACACGAAACUAAAGUUGAUAAAAUGUGAUAAUGAUGGUUUCUUACGUACGUAACCACUUAAACUGCAUGACAAAGCAAGGCGCAGUUUUGUCAUGACCGCAAGGUGGUGUUAACGCGAAUGCUGCGUUUCGCUGCAUUUGUAACGAACCCAGUGCAGAUUAAACAGAAAACCAAAGAUGAACUACAGAGUCCUCGGCUUCGUGAUUUUGACAUCUUGGUGCGCAUCCUUAGUCUCAGGCGCCAGGAUCCUCGCCCUCUUCCCCUACAUUGGGAAAAGCCACUUUGACGUGUUCGAGCCAUUUGUUAAAGAACUCGCUACUAGGGGCCACCAUGUUGUUGUACUCAGCCACUUCCCACAGAAGCAGCCAAUACCUAAUUACACGGACAUUAGUCUUGUGGGCUCCAUUACCAUACACGCGACAGACAGGAUUGAUCUGCAGAACAUGUCAGGCAUAAGGCUGUUUAAGACUAUGAUAAAAGAAUUUUCAAAUUUUUUCGUAACAUGUGAUCAAAUGUUGUCCUUUCAUAAUGUUCAGGAACUACUAAACUCUCAAGUUAAUUUUGAUCUCAUAAUAACUGAAACAUUUCUUACGGAUUGCUUUUUACCCUUCGUACACAAAUUCAAGGCACCUCAUGUAGCAAUGAGUUCAUGCAUAAUGUUCCCAUGGUCAAACGACCGCAUGGGAAACCCCGACAACCCGUCCUAUAUCCCCACACAUGGAACAUGGUUUUCUGACAAAAUGAACUUCAGUGAAAGGUUCUUCAACGCCAUUGCAAACAUCGCAUUUAAAUUUUUAUUCCAUGCUACUGAAAGAAUAGUAACUCAAAGUUACAUCCGCAAACACUUCGGCGACGAUGUACCAUUGCUGUCCGACAUCUCUAAGAACACGGAUCUUCUGCUGGUUAACUCUCAUUUCAGCCUCAACCGGCCACGGCCACUCGUUCCCGGCAUUGUUGAAGUCGGUGGUCUCCACAUCAAGCCGCCCAAGAAACUGCCAAAGGACUUGGAAGAUUAUCUGAACGAAGCGGAACACGGAGUUAUCUACUUCAGCAUGGGCUCAAUGAUACGUGCAGAAACGUUACCGUCCGAGAAGAGGGACGCCUUCUUGCAGGCGUUCUCCGAGCUGCCACAGCGAGUUCUCUGGAAGUGGGAAUCCGACGCUAUGCCUGGUCAGCCUAACAACGUCAAGAUCGCAAAGUGGCUCCCUCAAUUUGAUAUCCUGAAUCAUCCCAAUGUACGCGUGUUUGUGAGCCACGGUGGACUGCUGGGCACCAUUGAGACAGUGUACGCGGGUGUGCCCAUGGUGGGCAUCCCCAUGUUUGCCGAUCAGCCCAUGAAUAUAAAAGCGAUCGUAGAUUUCAAGAUGGGAGUUAGUAUCAACUACAAAGAUAUCAGUAAGGAGAAUAUCUUGAAGGCAGUCCGCACUGUGUUGGAUGAACCCAGUUACCGGGAGAACGCGAAGCAUCUGUCUAGGAUUUACAUGGACAGACCGAUGUCCGCGAUGGACACUGCCAUCUUCUGGACGGAAUAUGUCAUCAGACACAAAGGAGCAGCACAUCUGCGUCCUGCAAUACUACACCUCGCCUGGUACCAGUAUCUGCUGCUUGAUGUUCUUGCAGUGAUCCUCCUCUUUGUUAUCACUGUCUUCCUUCUCUUCUACAUUAUAACAAGGAAACUCAUUAAAAAGUUCACGGCAAAACCCCAAAAGAAAUCAAAACAGAGCUGAGAAGAACUGGAGACAACAUUCACACAUCUCUAGCUAGACAAAUAUUUACUUCCAAAUGGAGCAGUCAACACAACAAUAACAACAAUACUCAAUAAGACAAAACAGACACUAUCGCCUUAACUUUUGUUUGUUUGUGCAGUUCUUAUUGCUUCAUGUUUUGCCCUUUCUUUUUGGCUCAUCCUCAGACAAUACCCAACCAACAGCAUUAAGUCCAUGAACUGUGUCAAAGCAUUAAAUAUGGAUCCAUAUUUUAAUAGAGAUUAAAUUAUUAAACUUCGAUUUAUACAAUUAAAGUUACAAGUUGCUAUUAGAUAAUUUAAAACAAUACAAAAAUUAAAUUGUUAAAAAUAUUGAAACAUGUUAUGCGGCGGCUAAUUAUUGGUCUGCUCUGUUUCCCUGUGAUCGAGAUGGUCGAAUUGCUAUUGAUGGGGGGGGGGCCUUGGUGCAUUGGGGUCCUUCUCAACAUUUUAAAUUUUGUUUGAUUUACACUCUUCUUGCUGCUAUGUAAGGUCUAUCCCCAGUAUUAUUUUUAUUCCUAUGUGAGGUCUAACCGCAAUGUUUUGAGUAGGACUCCCGUUCCAAUAGAUUUUGUGCGGGAUUGGCUGUAACGAUUAAGUGCGGCAUAGAAGCUUUUUAUAUGUGCAUGUUCAUGUUUUUAAAGGUUCUUAAAGGCUUAUAUAAGUAAGUCAGUGCAUGUACUUCCGUAUUACGUGGCUAUUGUGCUGUGUGUUUUCUUAAGUCCCCUUGGUGAUGAUAAAAACGCUGUACCAACGGUUCCGUCGAAACUGAUUUUCUUAGUGAGGGGCCUUACGUGUAACUUCGGUAUAUGGUCGCGAGUUGGUACAUUGAGUCGGUGAAGGGAGGGGAAGGGGGUGUCACGUAGACAUAUGUGGGAAAGGAGGGGGAAAGUAUGGGUUACUCUAGGGUUUUGUUAGAAUAUCGAAUAUCGGGUUAUUUAAAUCAGUAAAUGUAUCAUUCAUUUGCAAGGCUUUUUUUGGAGAGGUCGUAAAUAUGAUACCCCUCCAACGUGUUGAACUUGCGCCCUUCUUUCGCAAUAUUCAGUACUUUCAUGGCUUGGUCGAUCGUAUCAUAUGCAUGUCCAGUUUCAAUGUGUUGCGCAUAUUGUAAUUCUGCUGUUUAUUAGUCCUAAUCGCAUUGAUGGGCCGCCUCUGUGGUCUAGUGGUCAGAGUUCUUGGCUACAGAUCCAGAGGUCCCGGGUUCGAUU